GCUUUGAUGACAUUUUCCCUGCUGAACUCUGCUAUAAAAUGGUCACCUGAGGAAGAAGUGAAAGGAUGUGUGAGGAAUUUGGAUGUGGAGCUGCAUGUUCAUGCCCACAGUGCUGGGUGAAAAAUGAGCAGUCUCUGCAGGUUCAACUUGGUUUUCAUCCUGUGGGUCUCCAUGGCAUUGGUGUGCUCGGGUUUCCCAGCUGGCCCUUCCAUGCGCUCCAACCCUUUCUAUUCCACCUGCCAGCUGCUGGGGAGAUGGGAUUCGUGCCUGCUGCUGCUGAGCCUGUCCCAGGUGGGCAGGGACGGGGGGCCCCCCGUCCCUGGGACCCCUCCCCACAAAAGGUCCUUCCGCAACGGCGUCGGCGCGGGAAUUAAAAAAACUUCCACGCGAAGGGCAAAGUCCUGAGCAA
Messenger RNA from Ficedula albicollis (Collared flycatcher), 409 nucleotides. RefSeq names its product neuropeptide S. NCBI's taxonomy places the organism in Eukaryota, Metazoa, Chordata, Aves, Passeriformes, Muscicapidae. Gene Ontology annotation, cellular component: extracellular region. The record is from RefSeq and is a predicted model, not a curated record. Gene Ontology annotation, biological process: positive regulation of synaptic transmission, GABAergic; positive regulation of synaptic transmission, glutamatergic; neuropeptide signaling pathway. Bases 124 to 405 code for a protein of 93 amino acids. The transcript has 3 exons.